Monodelphis domestica (gray short-tailed opossum) is the source of this 1950-nucleotide messenger RNA. RefSeq names its product protein-L-isoaspartate (D-aspartate) O-methyltransferase (gene PCMT1). Gene Ontology annotation, molecular function: protein-L-isoaspartate (D-aspartate) O-methyltransferase activity. NCBI's taxonomy places the organism in Eukaryota, Metazoa, Chordata, Mammalia, Didelphimorphia, Didelphidae. Gene Ontology annotation, biological process: protein modification process. Gene Ontology annotation, cellular component: cytoplasm. The record is from RefSeq and is a predicted model, not a curated record.
GGCUUGAGGGAGACUUUAAGGGCUGCCCUACGCGUGUCUUUCUCUGGUUUGCCACCUUGCAAUUUGGAACCUGGACUGGAAUCCUACAACACCACCACUCGCAAUCCCCAACUUCCGGCGGGCGCCGAAAUUAGUCUCCUUUCUACCAAGGGCGCCCCUGAGGAACCCCCACAAGCUCGAGGCCAGCCGCCGACUAGGGGGACAGCCUCUUUCAGCCCCACCCGAGCGGCGCUGCCCCGUCACAGAGCGCAUGCGCGCAGUGGGGGAUGUCGGGAGCGCGCAGCGGCCCUAGGGGUAGUAGCAGGAGCAGCAGCGGCGGCAGCAGCAGCAGCGGCGGCCGCGCCGGGGACGCGGACGUAGACGGGGCGGUGUCGGUGGGGGAGGUGGUCGAGUUCCUCGCGAAGCUGCUGGGCAUCGCCGCCGCGCUGAAGCUGAUUUUCUACUUGUUCCAGGCGUGCCUCGCGAUGGCCUGGAAGUCCGGCGGGGCCAAUCACUCGGAGCUCAUCCAAAAUCUCCGCAAAAAUGGAAUAAUCAAGUCAGAGAAAGUUUUCCAAGUAAUGCUGGCCACAGAUCGUGCUCACUAUGCAAAAUGUAAUCCCUACAUGGAUUCUCCACAAUCAAUAGGUUUCCAAGCAACAAUCAGUGCUCCACACAUGCAUGCAUAUGCUCUAGAACUUCUAUUUGAUCAGUUGCAUGAUGGAGCCAAAGCUCUUGAUGUUGGGUCUGGAAGUGGAAUUCUUACUGCUUGCUUUGCCCGCAUGGUUGGUGCUACUGGAAAAGUCAUAGGAAUUGAUCAUAUCAAGGAGUUAGUAGAUGACUCAAUAAGUAACGUCAAAAAGGAUGAUCCAGCAUUUUUGUCUUCAGGACGAGUGAAACUAGUUGUGGGAGAUGGAAGAUUGGGAUACACAGAAGAAGCUCCCUAUGAUGCUAUCCAUGUAGGAGCUGCAGCUCCAGUAGUGCCCCAAGCACUAAUAGAUCAAUUGAAGCCUGGUGGAAGAUUGAUUUUACCAGUUGGUCCUGCAGGUGGAAACCAGAUGCUGGAACAGUAUGACAAGCUAGAAGAUGGCAGCGUCAAAAUGAAACCACUGAUGGGAGUGAUAUACGUGCCUUUAACAGAUAAAGAGAAGCAGUGGUCCAGGGAUGAACUGUAAAAGCUACAUGAACUUGACCCGAAUAUAAUACAGUGGAUCGCUCAUCUCCAGUUCUAGGAGCUUUUUGAAAACCAACAGCAUCACAACUUGUUUUGGACUUUGUCACACUGUUAUAAACAGCAUGAAAAUGCGUGGUUUUGUGGGGUUUCCAGUUCUUUUAAAGAGGCGCAGAGCCAAUCUGGUUGAGGAGGCAGAGUGCAAAUUUGUGCAUUGUUCCUUUUAACAUGCCUGCAUUUUUUGUUCAUCUAUUUAAAGAAGGGGAUUUCUGCAAAUCAUGAAAAACAUAGUUUGUGAAUUCUGAUACUGAGUGGGGGGGAAUUUUUUUUCUCGGGUCCUUAAUUCAACUUCAGUAUAUUCAUUGAUCAGGUUGCUUCUGUGCAUCUAAUGACACCAUUUACAACAUCAGGUUUUCUGUAUUCAGAUGUCCGUUAGAUGCUAUUAAAAUAGAGAUGAGCUUCCUUUUUAAAGCUUUUGACGUGGUGUCAUAGAAUAGCAUGUAGUAGAUACAAUCAAUCAGCUGCUUUGUUACCUUUAAAACCAGGCAUUUGUACAUAUUAAACUUCAAGAGAUCAAAGGUGGUAUCUCUUAUACACUUGGCUGUUCAGAUUGGACAUAAUUGACAUAGUUUCCCCUUUCUCCCCUCUUUUGAAAUGACCAACUUGUAGCUCAGUAUUGUUUUUCCUGUUUGUAAUUCACUGCUGAUAAUGUAUAUGAAUUUAACAUGCUGUGUAAGCUGUGUCCUAGUUACUGAACAGUUUAUGCAGUGCUGCUUUGCCAAAUAAAGUUAAAAGCAAAAACA